AGUUUCCAUUAAAUUUCGAAAAACAUGUAUCGGAAUACAAUUUUCCUGUUUUUUCUGGCUGUUUUUGAGGUAAUUCUUUCGUUUCAGCUCAACUGUUUGUGCUCACAAAAUGGUGUGACUGUGAACUCUAUUUUGAAAGAACACAACUUCGAGAGAGAAUUUGGAGGCAUGCCAUCAUUAACUUUGUCCAAAAAACUAAGCAAAGAUUGUGAAGAUUAUGCGAAAUAUCUAGCUACAUUGAACAUUCCAGAUCAAGAGUUACUCGAUACUAUAGACCGAGACUAUUUAAUGGAAUACGCCACUGAAUUUCCUUUUUCCUAUGUAGAUCACACGGUUUAUCCCUUAUCGGAUCCGAAUAAGAUCAAGUAUACAGAAAAUAUAUGCGAGUUUUACGAUGAAUCCUGUUUUUCAAGUUGGUAUUAUCAGGGAAAAUAUUGGUAUGAAGAGGGACCCCCUUUACCAGAUAAUCCAGAAUACUAUAAUAAAGAGAAAAGGAAAGCUAAACAAUCACUGACUGAUAAGUAUACUGCACUUAUGUGGAGGUCAUCUAAAGAACUGGGAGUGGGUUUUGCUCCAAAGAACCCCACGGUUAAGGAUGGAAGAAAAAUAAUGGUCGUAAGGUAUUCUCCACCCGGCAAUGUACCUGGGAAGUAUGAUGAAAAUCUACCAAUACAAGAAGAACUUGAGCCUGAUGGAACUGGUAAAAUUGAAGGUACUACAACCUCAUGUGAAAUCGGAAAGGAUUUCAAUAUAUUUGCUGUAUUACUAAGUUGUCUAAUACCCACCUUUCGUUUACAUAAUAUUUUAAAUUGA
This is a messenger RNA of Drosophila takahashii, 813 nucleotides long. The record is from RefSeq and is a predicted model, not a curated record. Lineage: Eukaryota; Metazoa; Arthropoda; Insecta; Diptera; Drosophilidae.